Molecule: messenger RNA, 2127 nt
Organism: Myxocyprinus asiaticus (Chinese sucker)
Lineage: Eukaryota; Metazoa; Chordata; Actinopteri; Cypriniformes; Catostomidae
Product: U2 small nuclear ribonucleoprotein auxiliary factor 35 kDa subunit-related protein 1-like
Exons: 11
Coding region: 105-2015 (636 amino acids)
Biological process (GO): mRNA splicing, via spliceosome
Cellular component (GO): spliceosomal complex; U2AF complex
Molecular function (GO): pre-mRNA 3'-splice site binding; metal ion binding
Source: RefSeq, a predicted model, not a curated record
GUGACGUCAUCUACAUGCGCGAGUUGACGGGUUGGUGCCAAAUGUGUUUCAUCUACUGAAAGCUGCAGUUGUCUACCAACGUGAAAUGUAAAUAAUGGUCAAAAAUGACGGCUAAUGAUUCUUGCUCGUUGCAGACAGAUCCUUCAGAGAUGCAGGACUCAAAUCUGACCACUGAGAGCCGGUUAGAUGACUGUGAAAAUGCUCGUGUGCUCAGUCAAAAACAACGACGGGCAGUUCUUAAACGAGAGAGAAGGAAAAGAAAGCGUCAAGCACUUGCUAAAAUCAGAGAAGAAGAUCAGUCACAAAAUGAAGAAGACCAGGCUGAAGAUGAUGAUGAAGAAGAGAAGGCUGAGGAGCAGAGUGAGCGUUUACAUCAGGAAUGGAUGGAGAGAGAGAGAAUUGCACAGGAAGAAUUCAGACUGAAGAGUGAGAGAGAAGAGGCAGCGCAAAAGAGGAAGGAGGAGGAAGAGAUGAGGAUUAGAGACGAAUGGGAGGAGCAGCAGAAGAAAGAAAAAGAGGAGCGAGAGCAGAAGGAACAGAAGAAGAGAGAGAGAGAGGAAGCUGUGCAGAAAAUACUGGAUCAAGCAGAGAGUCAGCUGGAAAAUGGUGGUCCCUGGAAAAACCCUGAUGCCCCGAAGGAUCACGGAACAGAAAAGGACAAAGCAAACUGCCCCUUCUUCCUUAAAACGGGUGCUUGUAGGUUUGGGGACCGGUGCUCCCGUAAGCACGACCACCCAACAUGCAGCACCACUAUGAUGGUGAGGGGGAUGUUUGUGACAUUUGGAAUGGAGCAGAGUAGACGUGAUGACUAUGAUACUGAUGCCAGCCUGGAAUACAGCGAGGAGGAGGUGCACCAGCAGUUUCUGGACUUCUAUGAAGACGUUCUGCAAGAAUUCAAGAAUGCAGGGAGGGUGGUGCAGUUCAAGGUGAGCUGUAACUUCGAGCCCCACUUGAGAGGAAAUGUUUAUGUUCAGUAUGACACGGAGAAGCAGUGUAAUGAAGCUUUCAUGAUGUUUAAUGGCCGCUGGUACGCUGGAAAGCAGCUGCAGUGUGAAUUCUCCCCAGUAACUAGAUGGAAAACAGCCAUAUGUGGUCUAUUUGACAGACAGAAAUGUCCAAAAGGGAAACACUGCAACUUCCUCCACGUAUUCCGAAACCCAGGCAAUGAAUUCUGGGAAGCAGAUCGUGAUCUUCAUAUGUCCCCUGACCGUGGUGGAGGCUUUUCUGGCAGGCACUUUGGAAGCAGAGAUGGGACGUGGUCCCAGCGUUUGAUUAGUCCUGAGCGUUCUCAGCGCAGGAGGACGGAUCGAAGGAGUCACAGUCGUGAGAGGUAUAGUCACAGAGGUAGGCGGAGUUGCAGCAGGGAAAGGCGGAGCCACAGCAGAGGGAGACACAGUCGAACCUGGGAGAGGCGGAGUCGUAGCAGAAGCAGAGAGAGAAGGAAGUCACAACAGUCGGUGGUAAAACGACCUCGGAGAGAGCAAUCCAGAAGGAGCAGGAGCCGAUCCCAAAGCAGAGACAGGGACCGGCUGGAGCAUGGUGAAUAUACAUCAUCAGACUCAAGACAAAAGAGAUCAAAAUCACACAGUCCGGAUCAUGCAUCCAAAAAUGGGUCUGUGAAGCGGAGAGGUCAAAGGAAAGAAAGCAAAAGCCCAGUGAACUCUGACACAACAGACAGAUCUACAGCUCAACAUCACCAGAAGCACUCUAAAAAGACCAAGAAGAAGAAAAAGGGCAAAAAGAAACACAAAAGAAAGAAGAGUAAAUCACACACCCCGAGUUCCUCAGGGUCUGGUGAAGAUUCUGGGAAUGAGGAGGGUGAUGCGGCUCCAACUAAAUCGGAGAACAUGAGCACAGAGGCCCCUACUGGAGAUCGUGCAGCUGUGGAGUCUAGUGCAUGUUCACCGGAAGAUACAGUAGGGACCCAGGCUUUAGAAUGUUGUCAGCCACAAGUGGAAACCCAUUUUGUACUUGCGGACAUUACCAGCUCUGAGAACACCACACAAUCUGGAUAAAUACAGUAUAUACAUCAACUGUAUAUCUGUUUUCCUAAAGCAGCCAUUGUUUUAUAUUAAUUUGCAUAGCAAAAUGCUUUGAUAUUGCUGUAAUAAAUGCUGAUAGAUGUGU